Lampris incognitus (smalleye Pacific opah) is the source of this 3062-nucleotide messenger RNA. It is a transcript of the gene lsp1a, whose product is annotated as lymphocyte specific protein 1 a. Gene Ontology annotation, biological process: muscle contraction. The transcript has 14 exons. Bases 362 to 2113 code for a protein of 583 amino acids. The record is from RefSeq and is a predicted model, not a curated record. Lineage: Eukaryota; Metazoa; Chordata; Actinopteri; Lampriformes; Lampridae. Gene Ontology annotation, molecular function: myosin binding; actin binding; calmodulin binding.
CCAGGAGAGGAGCGAGAGCGAGAGCGAGCGAGAGAGAGAGCGAGUGCAUGUCACUCCGAGCUCGGCUGACAUUCUCGACAGGCAGCGAACGGGGGAGAGCGGGUCGAAGAGGAAGACGGGGUGUGUUGAGAGAGUGUGUGAGAGGGAGAGAAGAGAGAGAGAGCGGGAGAGCGAGUAUCACACGCAGCGGGGGAGAUCUCUUUAGCUCACACUGGCCCCGGGCUCGGGACAGCUGCAGGACAGAGAGCCUCUGUUGUUUCGGUGGAGAUAAGAGGAGUAUCGUCGCCGUAAGACCCCCCCCCCUGUUCUGACAGAGAGAGAGAGAGAGAGAGAGAGGGAGAAAGAGGAGAGGGAAGAGACCAUGUCUAGCGCUAUCCUGAGGAGGAACUCCAGCAAGCAAGGCCUCCAGAACCUCAUGAGGGUGACGGCCCAGAGGAGCGUGGAGGAUGCUGAGGAGGUGGAGAGGGAGCGCAGGAGGAGGGCCCGGGAGGCCAUCCGUAGGAUGGACAGCGGCUCCGGGCCUGGAGAGUCCUCCCAGGAGAAUGGGACACCAGCGGAAGACAGCCUGUGCGACAGCAGUCUAAAGCCUAGCAGCCCACUAUCACUGGAGGAGGACGAGGGCUUCAGCGACUGGACUCAGCGCAGGGAGAAACGCAGGCAGCAGCGUAUGCAGGAGGAGCUCAGCCAGGGAGCAGAGGAAGAGGAGGAGGAGAGGCUGAACAGACCCAUCCUGUCCCCGGUCACCUCCUCCUCCUUCUCCUCCUCCUCCUCCAUCUUCCCCAACAGACGUCAGAGGGAGCAGGGGGAACUGGAGAGGGCGAGGAUGGAGAGUGAGAAGAGGAGGCAGCAUGAGGAGGAGGUGUUCAGAGCAGAUAGAGGGAGGAGAGAGACGCAGAGGGAGGAGGAGGAGGAGCAAAUGAAUGUGACUUCUAGAAGGGAGGAGGACCAGCAACCAGACACAGAGGUGGAGAAGAGACGAGACUUGAAAGUCUCCUACACAUCUAAGGUCUUUCUUCAACAGGAAGCAAAGCACAGCAGCACCAAUGGGGAUGGGUCCGGGGAGGAAGUGACAUCACACACCAACCACAAAACAAGAAGGCCUGCCAGCAGGGUUGUUGUCCAAGCUGCCGAGCCGGCCGAGGCGGAGGCCAUCUUGGAGACAGAGCAGCGUCUGGAGAAGAUCCGGCGUAGCCACCAGGAGAAGGAGAGCCAGGAGCUGGAGCAGCUCCGACACAGGCAGGUGGCAGCAGAGCAGGAGCUGGGGGAGCUGAAGCAGAGGAGAGAGGAGAGACGCAGAAUCCGGGAGGAAGAGGAGCGCCGCAGGGAAGAGGAGGAACAGCUACGCCUGGCCAAAGAGGAGGAGAAGAGGAGACAGAUGAAGGAGGACAUCGAGAAGAGGAGGAUGGAGGCUGCGGAGAGGAUGAAGACUCUUAGUACCUCAAGUGUUGAUGGAGAUGAGACUUUCAGCCCUUUAAGUCCAAAGGGACCCGCUCAGAAGAGUGCGAGCGAAGAGGGUUUGACAGCAGAGAGUACAUGCUCGAUCACAGAGAGGACGGAGUCCCUGAACCGGUCACUGAAGAAAAGCAACAGUUUCAGGAAGAUGCUGCCUCCUGUCCUGCUCUCCAAGAUCGAUGACAGAUUGGAGCAGUACGCCCACGCCGUGGAGGAGACCAAAGCAGCCAAGCAGGGGCCAGUGGACAUCCCCAACCCACCGGAGGCCAUCACCACCAAGAAGAACCUGUUUGAGGCAGGAGAAGCUUGGAGCCAGAGUCCCACCAAGGGAACACCAUGCAAGGACGCUGAAGGUCUGAAGGUGGGCGUGGCGGGCCUCAUCACUCAGUGGGUGAAGGGGAGCCCGGAGAGCAGCGGCAAGCAGCCGGCCGGCAGACCCGCAGAUGUGAGACCUGGAGACGUCAUGCAGAAGAAAAACAUGUGGGAGAUCAUUGGAGACACAUCUGGGAGACCAGUGCAAAGAGCUAAGGGCACAGCCACCAGUAAAAGGUACAAAUUCAUUGUGACUGGUCACGGUAAAUAUGAGAAGAUCUCUGUUGAUGAUGAGCAUGGAGAAGAAUUCUCCAACGGAAAAUCUGACCCAUACCAAUGCGAUUACUGAAGUGGCGUUCUUCCCAAAGAACUGUCUUCAUUUUAAAAGGUUUACACCUUUCCAUCACAAAACAAUCAGCUGGCUAUGAUGAAAUCAAUAAGGAGCAUCUCUCUUUCAACCAAUCAUUUUACCAAUAUUCAGUAAAUCACACUCUCAUUUGGAUGUGUACACUCAGGAUGGUUGGUGACUGUUCUUCUCUUCUGUAUCUCAAUGACUAACUCAAAACAAUCCUACAAUAUAAUGCUUGGCCAAUACUCCGUAUCACAUUUUUUAUAUUUUCUGAUAUGUCAACCUGUUGUGUUUCAAAUGCUGUGUAUAUAUAUAUGACUGUGAUAUUUUCUUUUCUUUUUACUUGUUUUCUUAUUCCACUGUGCUGAUGUGAAAUUACACAUAUAUCUGUUGCUCAUUGGAUAAAAUUGUGCAGGGUAACAUAAAAAAAAUCUUUAAAUUAGAAAUGUUUAUAUCUGCCUGUCUUACAGAAUUAUUCAAUCUUAUUGCCUCUAUACAAAGUACUUCAACACACUUGUGCUUUGAUUAUAUAACAACAUCUAAAAAUGACAAUUUCUUUGGGAAAGCAGACAUCUUCAGCACAUACAAAGUAUGAUUUCAUGGCUGUAACUAUGAGUGAUUAGUAAGUCAUCUAUCUUUUCCAAAUACUCGCAGUGAUAUAAUACAGACUUGCAAAUAUUCUCGGGUACCUGAGUAAACAAAAUACAAAAAUAUUACGCUGACAACUUUUGCACCAUAUCACUCUAAAUCUCGCCUACAUUUCACCCAUAAACCAACUAUCUGUCUUCUCUUUUGCAGUACUGCAGCUCUGGUGCCUUUAGUUGUGUUUAUGCUACUAGUGCAGACAUCUCCACACUUCAUCUUCACACUGCAUACCCAGCUAGUACUAUUUCUGCUUGAUUCUGUUCAUAACCCCUUUCUUAAAUAAAUUAAAACAUUUUCUACUUUA